Molecule: messenger RNA, 2910 nt
Organism: Athene cunicularia (burrowing owl)
Lineage: Eukaryota; Metazoa; Chordata; Aves; Strigiformes; Strigidae
Gene: WDR27
Product: WD repeat domain 27
Exons: 23
Coding region: 1-2367 (788 amino acids)
Molecular function (GO): protein binding
Source: RefSeq, a predicted model, not a curated record
AUGCGAGCGGAGGAGCAGGCAGAGCUCCACAUCGGGGCAGAAAACGGUCAAGUUACCUGGGGACAAACGAAAACGUUCUGGCGCCGAAGAGCGCUGGGAGGGAGAGGCGACUUCAGGAGACCUCGGGCAGAGCCACGACCGCCUCAGCCGUCCCCGCCACCUCCGUCCCACCCUCCCUCCCCGCGGGCGGGAACAGCCGCGGGAGGGUUAACACCUCGAGGAAUUGUUGUAGGAACUCUUUUGGGCAUGGUGCUUCAUGUAAGAUUUAGUCCAGAUGAUCAGCAAGUGGCAGUGUGUGCUGGAAAUCGGAUCUACAUAUUAAGUGCAAAGACUGAAGCUAUACUAACUGAAUUGCAUGGCCACAUGGCUCCAGUGACUGCUGCCGAGUUUUGCACAUGGGAGAAAACUAUUCUUAUAUCAGUGUCAGAAGACAGAACCUUUAAGGUGUGGGACUAUUCUGCCGGACAAUUAAUAUAUCAGUCAGGAGUAUUAACAACAUUUCCUUUGCUAAGUCUGCUAAUUGAUGAAGAAAAUAAACAGUUUAUCGCUGGAUCUGCUGAGGGAACGCUUUGGAUCUUCAGUUUAAUCAGUGAUCAUAAUUACCGUUGUGUAACACAUAUCAACUUAAAGAAAGAGCAAGAGAAAUUCUGCAAUAAAGUGUGGAAAAUUGGAAAAGAAAUAGGUGAAGGGCAAAAUACUUCCAAGCUUUGCAAAACAAACAAUGUGAGACCAGAAGGAUCCGUGGAAGCAUCAUUGCCUGUCCUCUUCAUUGAAUGCUGUGACUUUCUAGUAUGUUUCCAUAAUGAAGAAAACAUACAUUCUGCCCUGAAUACUAGCUAUUUUUGGAUAGGAAGCUCUACUGGCUUGUUAAUAAUUAAUUUGGGAAACUUCGAAUUAGAAGCUUUUUUAUCUUACAAAGAUUACAGUGACCUCAGGAUUCGAUUUGCGAGAUCGUGUGCAUUAGCAAGGCAGGCAGUUAAUGGAAAGGUUUUAUGCUUGAUCACUUCAAUGUUUGAAGAUGUGUUUGCUGUGUUUGAAGUUAACCUUGCUGCAUUGGUGAGAAGUCAGCAAAGUGAUUUUCUCCUAUGUGGAAACAAGAAUAGUCUAUCAGUUAUUGCCAGGUGUUCUUUAUUGACAAAUUCUCCAUUGUGUAAAGGUUUAAAGAAAAACAUGAAAGAACCUGCUAGUAAAACAAUUGGAGUGAAAAGCACAAUGAAAGAUCAGCCAUUGGUUUUCCAUAAUAAAAUUAAGUCAUCAGGUUAUACAGCAGCACCACGAAUGACCAUGUUUUCUCCAAAUAAUAACCUGAAGAAAAAUGAGGUAUCAAAGUGGAAAACCAGUUGUAAACGUAAAACCAAAGAAUAUCCAUUGGAAAGUUAUCCUCCAGUCAAGUAUGAGAAAGAGAUAUCUGUUACUUCUAAACCAACACCAAUUUGUUGCAUGCAGUAUUCUGGGGAUGGAGAGAUGCUGGCUUGUGGCCUGGCUGACAAAACUGUACUGAUAUUCAGUUCCGAUCUCACCGAUACGUAUAAUGUCUUUUCAGGUCAUGAUGGUGCACUUAACUCUGUUGGCUGGAGUCAUGACAAGAAGUGGUUAGUUUCUGCAUCAGAAGACAGAACUUUAAGGAUCUGGUCAGUCUGCAAUAAGGAACCUGCCCUAAUUCUGGGCAAAGAAAAGUUCCAUAAGACUGUACGCUUUGCACAGUUUUAUUUUAUAGAUGCAUUUAUAUUGCUGUGUUGUGGAGCUGAAUUUCAUCUGCUAAAUUUCCAUGUAGAUACAACCAAGGAUGACCUCAAACGAUACAAACCGAGAAGUGUUUGCAAAUUGGUACAGAAAUUUCCCAUGUCUUCAACAAUGGAGAUUACCAGCCUUUCAGCAGUAAAUGAUUUUUACUCUUAUAUUGUACUUACAGCUGGCAGAAACCGAGCACUGGAAGUUUUUGACCUCAAUGCAGGCUGCAGCACAGCAGUGAUACCAGAAGUUCAUACUAGAUCAGUCCAUCAGAUCUGCCAAAAUAAGGGGUCAUCCUUCAGCACUCAGCAACCUGAAGCUUACAAUCUUUUCAUGACCGCAGCUGCAGGUGAUGGCAUCAAGCUGUGGGAUUUAAGAACACUAAAGUGUGAACGUCGUUUUGAAGGGCACCAUAGCUGCUGUCAUCCAUGUGGAAUUGCAGUAUCUCCUUGUGGACGGUUUAUAGCCAGUGGAUCAGAUGACAAAUGUGCUUACAUAUAUGAAAUGCAUUCAAGCAGUUUUUCACAUAAACUGGGGGGACACACAGAAUGUGUCAUCAAUGUGGCUUUUAGUCCCUCAUCCCCACAGCUCACCACAGCCACCUUGGAUGGCAAGCUCCAAUUGUUUCUACCCUGAUAUUUGCCAGGCUGUGGAGCUUUGGCCCUGGUCCUUUGAGAAUGAUGACUUGCUGAGAGAAAGGAGACUGGUAACCGGCCACAGGCAAGCAGCAUAAUAUUCCCUUUUCAACUACAGUUUUCUCCUAACUUUGUUUUCUGCAAGUUCCUCAAGCUGUUCUCAAAGUUUUCCAGUUGUACAAUCUGUUACCUUUAUUGCAAAAAUAUGGGCAAAUGAUCAAGACAAGAAAGAGACUAUUCAUUCUGACUUCGUUCAAGAAAUCACCACAGAAGUGGCUUUCAGAGGACCUCUUGGGUGCUUAUAGUUUGUGUAUUCUGUAGUACUUUGCUAGGCUAGGACCACUUUAGUUUGAAAAUGCAGUUAAAAGAAAAAUCGGUCCAUUGUCAAAGCUAGAUCUGUCUGUGACCAAAUAUUUAAAUUAAUCUGAAAGAGAGAAGAAUUGUACGUCUUUCUGAAAUGCCAUGAAAGUCCUGCUGCUAUACUCCUUUGGGGUUACUGGAAUCAGCGUGGAUGUUGUCUGAAGGCAGAAUUUUACUGGUUUAC